Molecule: messenger RNA, 2325 nt
Organism: Plasmopara halstedii
Lineage: Eukaryota; Oomycota; Peronosporomycetes; Peronosporales; Peronosporaceae
Product: mitochondrial dna polymerase a
Exons: 3
Coding region: 1-2325 (774 amino acids)
Biological process (GO): double-strand break repair; DNA-templated DNA replication
Molecular function (GO): DNA binding; DNA-directed DNA polymerase activity; 3'-5' exonuclease activity
Source: RefSeq, a predicted model, not a curated record
AUGCUGUGGUUGUCACGGCAUUUGCUUCGCUCGCGGUCGCUGCGACAUCUUUCCACUGCAGCAACGUAUGCUCGUCCGCUUCCUCGCAGUCUUCAAUUUGUGACAUCCGAUUCAAUCGACCGUCGUUUAUUGCAAGGUUUGACCUCCGCAGAUGACGAUACGAGACCUGUGAACCUCAUUCAGGACAAAGAGAAAGUCGCACAGAUUGACAUUAAAGCUGUGGGACCUGUGGGCAAUGGUGUCGUGACAUGUUUGUCAAUCUAUAGUGGACCUGAUGUGGAUUAUGGCAAUGGUCCUUAUAUCUGGGUAGAUAACCUUGACAGUGCUCAAGGGACAUUGCAAUAUUUUAAAGACUUUUUAGAAAGCACAGAUUAUCUCAAGGUGUGGCACAAUUACAGUUUUGACCGCCAUGUGUUGUUCAAUCAUGGAAUCAAUGUGCAGGGUUUAGGAGGAGAUACAAUGCACAUGGCUCGACUCUGGAACACUGCUAGAUUUCAGAAUGGAGGCUAUUCUCUAGAGUCUCUUACAGCAGAUCUGUUAUUACAAAGAAAGAAACCAAUGAAGGAAUUAUUUGGGAUUCCAAAGCUUAAAAAAGAUGGUACAAAAGGUAAAGAAAAAAUCAUGCCGAAAGUGGAAGAAUUGCAGAGAUUUCCAGAAUUUAGACAGCGUUGGAUUCGGUACAGUGUCUAUGAUGCAGAGAGCACGUGGUUUUUGCAUCGUGUAUUGCAGGAUAAACUUGACCAAACGUUUUGGUCCGAGAAAAUUCAAAAUGACAAAGUGGAUGAUGAAUCCAUGUAUGACUUUUAUUGCAAGUAUAUUGUUCCGUUUGGCGAAUGCCUUACGGAUAUUGAACGAAAAGGUAUGCACGUGGAUUUGAAGUAUCUUGCAGGUGUUGAGAAGGAGGCGUUGGAGGACAGAGCACGAUUGGAAAAGUUGGUGCUGAAAUGGGCAUCGAGGUAUUGCGACGAAAGCGAGCGUCUGAAUUUAUACAGUGCCGGGCAGAAGCAGCAAUUGCUCUUUGCGCCGUAUUUCGAUGAAAGGAAGAAAAAACUUGUUCUACCCGCUGAACGUUCGUUUGAAGUCGAAAACACGGAAGGUAUUAUUGAAGAAGGAAUGAGAAAAGCCAAGAAAAAGCGCAGUAUUACUAUCCAUGGAUUGGGAAUCCAACCAAAGCACUUUACAGCUAGUGGACUUCCUGCUGCAAGCGCUGAGGUUCUUAAAGAACUUGCCGGUCACCCUGAAGCGAAUCCUCCCAAGUACGGCCGUGCAUACGAUCAUUUUAAGGAUAAAGAAGAAGGUGCUGCAGCUUGUGUCGCUUUAAAGGCACUUUUCGACAUUAGCAGUAUCAAUACAAUGCUUAACAACUUCAUACUGCCUCUUCAAGAGCUUGCAGAUAGUAACAACCGUGUUCACUGCUCGUUGAACCUCAAUACAGACACUGGGCGCUUAUCGUCACGGAAGCCAAACUUGCAGAAUCAACCUGCUAUGAGUAAAGAUCGGUACAAAAUUCGAGAUGCGUUUACUGCUCCACCAGGCAAAAAAUUAAUCGUAGCCGAUUACUCGCAACUAGAAUUACGGCUUAUGGCUCAUAUCACACAGUGCAAAGCUAUGAUCGACGCAUUUAAAGCGGGAGGUGAUUUUCAUUCGCGUACAGCCAUGGGAAUGUAUCCUUACGUAGCGAAAGCUGUAGAGAAUGGCGAGGUUCUAUUAGAAUGGGAUUAUUCCUCCGGCCAGGAACCCCCAGUUCCGCUCCUGAAGGAUAAGUACGGUGAUGAGCGCAAAAAUGCGAAAGUGCUCAAUUUUUCGAUUGCUUACGGUAAAACUGCUUUUGGUCUGGCAAAAGACUUUAAUGUUUCGCGUAAGGAAGCAGCAAAAACACUCGAAAAGUGGUACGCAGACCGAGCAGAGGUGCGGCAGUGGCAGACUAGGGCUAUGAAAAUUGCAAAGACAUACGGCUAUACGAGGACACUGUUGGGGAGAUAUCGUCGACUUCCUGAUGCAAUGCUUUUGGACGAUAGUAUGGCAUCAAAAAAAGCUAGGGGUCAUGCAGAACGUGCUGCAAUAAACACCCCUAUUCAAGGGGCUGCUGCUGACGUUGUGAUGCAAGCAAUGCUUUUGCUUCACCAAAGUUCACGACUUCGGGAUUUAGGAUGGGAAAUGGUGUCUCAGAUACACGAUGAAAUUAUUGUCGAGGGACCCGAGGACUCAGUUGAUGAAGCUGUGGAAAUUGUCGUACAUUUAAUGGAGAAUCCUUUUGAAAACCCUCUUUCUGUGGCAUUAGAGGUGGAUGCGAAGGUUAACGACUCCUGGUUUAAGGCGAAAUAG